Lingula anatina is the source of this 1097-nucleotide messenger RNA. RefSeq lists its product as uncharacterized. Lineage: Eukaryota; Metazoa; Brachiopoda; Lingulata; Lingulida; Lingulidae. The record is from RefSeq and is a predicted model, not a curated record.
UAAAAAAGGCGUUGCGCAGAACACAGAAAAGCAGGUUGUCAGACGAUUACGUUGUAAACAACAGCAGGCGUGUAAAUCUUUUAAUCUGAUGAACUUGGUGAGAGUCCCCGAGAAGUUUCUUCGAACUACCUGAUACGACAGUUUCAUUGUCAACGCACCCAAGUUAUCAUUUAAAAGCGUUACUCAUACCGUGCCAUCCUGUGCCUUCCCUCCACGGGUCACGCUGGUUUUAAAGACUAGAAGGUUCAGUAGGUUUCCAGUAAAAGAUUGCCUGAAGUGAAGACAAAGUGAAGAUGAGGACGACCACAGAACGGAGAUUGACGAAAGAAGACUGUAUGAUAAUUGCUCUGUUUAUACUCAUUUUAGUUUCUGCAACAACAGUGACAUCCGAAGAAGGGACUUGUCCUUCUGGGACAGGUUGGGAUAGAAACCAAGGGAGGUGCCUUCCGUGUGCCUGUUGUAUACGAACAUAUUUCAUUGGAAUAAACGAAAAUGAAACAAGAAUUGCCCCUGAAAACGCCGACUGUGUGUCUCAGGCGACGGAUGGCGACAAAAAAUGUUUGUAUGACCCUGGAGCCUUGGCCACUGAGUGCCCCGUACAAGCCACAGAUACACCAAUGACUCAGACCCAGCCUACAGGUACCCAAGUGACCAUGACCUCUGAACCCGGAAGUAAGUCUCCUGUGAAUUCUGGGAACAAAGUGGUGCAGUCCGUGAUAGCAGCGAUUUUAGCUGUUACGAUGUCAAUGGCAAUGAAGCUAUUCUAGAAAAGAGAAGAAAGGAAAUUGCAGCUGCUGAUUAUUUAGGGAAUAGUCUAUGCAAUUCCCUUUCUUGAAAACCACUUAACUCUACCAAAAAUUAAAAUACAGGCCUCUAAAUUAAGAAUCAAUCAUGUUUGGAACAAACACCUUCGGGCGCGAGCCAUAGGUUAAGAUAAAUAUUAGUCUGAAAUUUAUGUCAUCAUUUUAACCGUGACCCAAACAUGGGCACCUCCUAAUUUGAAGUCCACUUUGCUUUUUUAAGUAUAAUGCCGGUGAUUUUACCACCUAUAAACACAAUUGCAUGUACUGGUAGCUGAUCUGUUCAGACGAUUUUUA